Aegilops tauschii subsp. strangulata is the source of this 1183-nucleotide messenger RNA. RefSeq names its product proliferating cell nuclear antigen. Gene Ontology annotation, cellular component: PCNA complex. NCBI's taxonomy places the organism in Eukaryota, Viridiplantae, Streptophyta, Magnoliopsida, Poales, Poaceae. Gene Ontology annotation, biological process: mismatch repair; translesion synthesis; leading strand elongation. The record is from RefSeq and is a predicted model, not a curated record. Gene Ontology annotation, molecular function: DNA binding; DNA polymerase processivity factor activity.
CACCCCCCCGCCGCCGCCGCCGCCGCCGCCGUCCACCGCACUCCCGGGGGUUUCUCGAUCCACCCCGGCCCCCUUCACGCCCCGCCGCCGCCGCCGGCCCCCGCCCGCCCGCGAAGAUGUUGGAGCUGAGGCUGGUGCAGGGGAGCCUGCUGAAGAAGGUGCUGGAGGCAAUCAAGGAGCUGGUGACGGACGCCAACUUCGACUGCUCCGGGACUGGCUUCUCGCUGCAGGCCAUGGACUCCUCCCACGUCGCGCUCGUCGCCCUGCUCCUCCGCUCCGAGGGCUUCGAGCACUACCGCUGCGACCGCAACCUCUCCAUGGGCAUGAACCUCGGUAACAUGGCCAAGAUGCUCCGCUGCGCGGGCAACGACGACAUCAUCACCAUCAAGGCCGACGACGGCUCCGACACCGUCACCUUCAUGUUUGAGUCACCCAAUCAGGAUAAGAUUGCGGACUUCGAGAUGAAGCUCAUGGACAUCGACAGCGAGCACCUCGGGAUCCCCGACUCCGAGUACCAGGCCAUCGUUCGCAUGCCCUCCUCGGAGUUCUCCAGGAUCUGCAAGGAUCUUAGCAGCAUCGGUGACACUGUUAUUAUCUCUGUCACCAAGGAGGGUGUCAAGUUCUCCACUGCUGGAGAUAUUGGAACCGCAAACAUUGUUUGCAGGCAGAACAAGACCGUUGACAAGCCUGAGGAAUCUACCAUUAUAGAAAUGCAAGAGCCGGUGUCACUUACCUUUGCUCUGAGGUACAUGAACUCCUUCACCAAGGCAAGCCCACUGUCAGACCAAGUCACCAUCAGCCUCUCAUCUGAACUGCCAGUUGUUGUUGAGUACAAGAUUGGUGAGAUGGGCUACAUUAGGUUUUACUUGGCACCCAAGAUUGAAGAGGACGAGGAAAUGAAGGCAUGAUUGUGUUUCAAGGAUCUGCUGAUCUUGCCUACAAUAGCUGUUAUCUGGCACCCAAGAUCGAAGACAAGGAAAUGAAGGCAUGGUUGUGUUUCAAGGAUAUUCUUAUGUUGCCUACAUUCCCCUAGUUGUUAGUCGUUAAACCGACCUCCAUUUGCUUAACGAUUGUUUGUAAGCAAAAAUGGUGUUAUGCUUGUUUUAGCUAUUUAGCUACUUGUAUCUGUGACUGUUGGUCCAUGGAUUUCCAUUGAUGAAUGUUGGUCUUUUAGCUACUUGUA